This is a messenger RNA of Cynara cardunculus var. scolymus (artichoke), 2106 nucleotides long. RefSeq names its product protein SIEVE ELEMENT OCCLUSION C. The coding region runs from base 1 to 2106 and encodes 701 amino acids. Gene Ontology annotation, biological process: phloem development. NCBI's taxonomy places the organism in Eukaryota, Viridiplantae, Streptophyta, Magnoliopsida, Asterales, Asteraceae. The transcript has 7 exons. The record is from RefSeq and is a predicted model, not a curated record.
AUGAAGUUAACCGGAAAUGACCAUUUUAUCCCUCAGUUUUCUUCUACUGAACUGUCUGUUGAACAAGAGUUCAUUAUAAACAAGACUCUACUCACUCAUGAAGCGGAUGGCUGUCGUCAUGUGGAUUGCAAGAUUUUGUUUCAAGCCAUGGAAAGUGUCAUGUUCUACGCGUCUAAGCACACAAAUUGGAAAAGCGCUGUUGAUGCUCGUAUUCUCGGUAGCAUAGAAAGCUUCGACUCGAAAGAAACAUUGAGGCACACGAUUUUGAAGAUGUCACAUGCGAUACUAUGCGAGUGUCACAACACCAUGGAUAUCCACACGAGAACUCUAGUUUUACUCGAGAUGUUAGGGAACUACAGAUGGGAUGCAAAAGUGAUUCUAAUACUCACCGCGUUUUCAAUAAGUUACGGUGAGUUUCGGCUGAUUCUCGAGGUUUAUUCACACAAUUUAUUAGCAGCAUCACUUGCAGCACUCAAGAACUUGUGUGGGAGAAAUCUUGAAGGUUUGAGACCUCAGUUUAAGGCUAUGGAAAUGGUGGUCAAAGAAAUGAUGGAAUUGGCCAAAUGUGUGGUUAGAUUUGAAGGUCUUCCUCUUGAAGAGAUUGUGCUUUAUGAUGAUCAUGAUCGUACGUUAAUGGCUGCUGCAAAAUCUCAGAUUUAUUUGGCUACUUAUUGGAUCUUUAGAAGCUCCUUGAUAUCUGCUUCUCAGAUUACCGACUUGAUUGCCACGAAGCAGGAAAAUUCGAGUAUAACCGCGAAUGCAGCAUGGGGUUUGUCUAGUUUAGCUCUUAGGUUGAGCAGAUUAUGCAGUUGCUUAAGAAUGCUGGUUGAUGCAGCUCAAGAUCAGAUUGAGCAGAAGGUGUACAAAAAGCUGAUGAAUCUUGUUAAAGAUCAGACACAAGUUGAUAACCAGCAAGUACUUCACUUAUUCUUUUCUUUGAAUGAUGAUUUGCCUCUCAAAGAUUCUUCUUCUCAAGCAAAGGUAGGCAUAUCUAGACUGAAACACAAGGUAGUCAUGCUUCUGGUUUCAAAGCCAGAUCUUUUGCCAAUAGAUCAAACUCUAUUACUACUACAACAAACAAAAGAGCAUCCUCACAACAAAAGCAUAGAACAAGACUACGAAAUCGUGUGGGUGCCGUCUUCAGAGACGUGGACUCUUGAUGAACACAUGGGUUUCGAUUAUCUAUCGAACUCGUUACCGUGGUUGUCAGUCAGGCAGCCAUGGCUCCUAAACUCAGCAGUAGUGAGAAUGAUCAGAGAAGAAUGGAAGUUUGAAGAAGAUCCAUUGAUGGUAGUAUUAGAUUCAGUAGGAGUGGCUUCAAAUUAUAAUGCAAUUGAUAUGGUGCUGAUUUGGGGACCAAAAGCUUUUCCUUUUUCGAAUUCGAGAGAGAAAGAGCUUUGGGAGCUCGAAGAACCCUGGAAUCUGCAGCUUAUGUUCGAUGGAAUCGAUCACUUCCUAACGAAAACAAUGGUGAAAGCGGACGAAAACAUUUGCAUCUGUGGAACUAGUAACCUAGACUGGAUCAACGAGUUCGAAUCAAGAAUCGAAAAACUACGAAAUGUAGGCUUGCAGCUUCGAGUGAUAUACGUUGGCAGCAGAAAUGCAAAUGAAACCACGCGAACGACGUUAGCUGUUGUGAAUAAAGACAACUCGUUAACUCCCACAAAGAUUCGGCUUUUCUGGCUAAGGUUGGAGAGGAUUAGAGAUUCGAUUCUUCGGGUAGGACGAACUCAAACAUUUCCUAACUACGAAACCCUUUUGAAACAAGUUUCAGAAUUGCUAGAAACUGACGACCGUAACAAUAAUUGGGCAAUCUUUGGAUGUGGGAGUUCUAAAGAUUUUGUGAAGUUGGAAGGGAACAAGAUCAUGGAGUUCUUUGAUCGGUUUCCUAUUUGGGCCGAAAGGGUUGCAGGAUUGGGGUUUGUGGGUGCAAUCAGAAGUGUUGAUGAUGCCGUUAACUUGACCGCGGCUUGUGAUCACACAGCCGUGGUCCCGUAUGAUGAAGGGAUGGUUCGGGGAACCAUGGUUUGCGAUAAAUGUAAGCGUACGAUGAAGCCGUAUGUUGGUUAUCAAUGUGAUGGAUCUAAGUUGAAUGUUUCUAGUUAG